Molecule: messenger RNA, 1608 nt
Organism: Varanus komodoensis (Komodo dragon)
Lineage: Eukaryota; Metazoa; Chordata; Lepidosauria; Squamata; Varanidae
Product: transmembrane emp24 domain-containing protein 10-like
Exons: 6
Coding region: 1-522 (173 amino acids)
Source: RefSeq, a predicted model, not a curated record
AUGAUGGGGCAGUACCAGCUAAAGGUCACCGACUCCUCCGGGCACCUCCUGUACUCCAGGGACGACGCCCGCAAAGGGAAACGUACCUUCAUCACGGAGGAUCCUGAAAUCUACGAGAUCUGCUUCGAGAGUCACGGGCAGCCAGGAGCAAAUCCAGCAGCUGCGGCACCCGGCUCCCCGGCCUCUCCCCUCAACAGUUCCUCUCCAUCCGGGCUUCCUGGGACUUUCCAGACCCCUGCCGCACUGGUCCACUUCAGCAUCAAGUGUGGCGUGGAGGCGCGGAAUUACGAGGACAUCGCGAAGGCAGAGAAACUCAAGCCCUUGGAAGGCGAUUUGCGCCGGCUGCGGGACCUGUCCGAUUCCAUCGCCAAAGCGUUCGCCUCCGUGAAGCAGUGGAAGGAGGAAAGCAGCCGCAGAAAUGGAUCGGGUGGUGCCUGUGUCGUCUUCUUCAGCAUCAUCCUGGCCUUUUGGCUGGUCUUCUGCCUCGCAUGGUUUUUCAAGGCGAAGAAACUCAAGGAAUGAUGGAGCUUUGGUUGAGGUUGGGAGGCAAGAGGGAGGCGAAAAUGAAUUUCCCACCCUCCCUGGACAGCCCGCCUCCUUUUUCCAGAGAACUCGGGAAGAAUUAGGCUUCAGACUUUCCCAGAAGUGACAACCCCUGGUCCCCAAUCCCCAAGAACUGAAGGAAACACUCUUUCCCCCCAAGACUCAGUCCAUCCCUUGCAAUGGAAAAGCACAAGACCUUCAGAGACGUUUGUGUUUCGACUCCAGGUGUUUACUAGGUGACUCUCUGAGCAACUUUGGAGUAGCUGCUUCCAUGCUACAUACCUGAGGGGCUGGACUAGAUGCCCUCCGCAGUCCCUUUCAGCUCUGAAUCUAUGACGGCACGGCCUAGAUUUUCUGAAGAAUAUUGGAAAAGCGGAAGGAUACUAACUGGAAUUCAAAGCUUCUCAAGGAUGUUUGCUUGUGGCAAAUUCAAGACAGAGCACAGAAAAUGUGUGUGGAAUUCCUGGCCACCAGAUGGGUCGGUCGCUGUUAGCUUGAGAGGAUGGGGCAAAUUUGUGAUGGUGGGUAGUUGCAUCAAGGUGUAUUUGACCUCAUGAGAACAGGACCCCGUCUGCCCCCCAUGUUUAGAAGCCUUCUUCACUGGAAAUGAGGAUGAGGAGGGCAAUUAGCUUUGCUUCCACUCCGUACUUCAGUUUGACUGACCUGGCCAUCGUCUUAUGUGCUGGACUACAACUCCCAUAAUCCCCCAGGCAGCACACGACAUUCUAGAUGUGUUUGAUUAUGCUGGCUGGGGGAUUGUGGGAGUCAUAGUUAACACAACUGGAAGGCUGGAUGAAGGCUGUCCUUCCUGAAGGGCUGGCCUGGUCAGUGUUGGAAACAGAACACUAGAUAGGGAAAGGCAUUCUGCACAUGGACAGAAGCCUCUUUCCUUGUUUGGAGAUCAAGACAUCGGAAACAUGGGCAUUUGUAUUGUCAGAGCCAAGGUCCCUACAGACCAGUAUUCCCAACCCUGAUUGGGGGAUGUGCUCUCCAUGGUCAGAGGCAGGAAAAAGCGCAGAAACUUCCGUCAUGCCAGGUUGAAUUAAAACAGUCGGUGCACCUUUA